AUGGCCUUAGAACCGCGACAACUAAAAAACAUAUUGUCUGAAGAAUUCCCUGGAAGGACGCGUCAAAUUGAAACAUUAUUGAAUUGGUUUGGCGCGCCAAAAGAAAAAACACCACCUACGAUUUUCAUUCAUGGAAAUAGAGCACUCGGAAAAACUGAACUGGUUAGGAGGCUCUUUAAACUUGGCUUCACCUCUCGUCAAUACUCCUUUCUUGAUUGUAGAGUUUGUUAUUCCGCUGAAGAUUUAUUUGGAAUUACGUUAACUCAUUUAACUGGCCAACAACUUUCUUGCAAAAAUAUCAAUGAUUUUGCUAUGAAAUUGCAAAAAACGUGCAAAUUGGAUUCCGAAACUAGAUAUAUGAUCUUUGAUAAUGCGGAUGCAUUAUGGAAUUUAUCAUCGACAUUAACUCCUGCCUUACUGACACUUCCUCAAUGGACUGGUUUAAAUGUUUGUGGAAUAUUUAUCUCACAAGUUCCGUGGGAAAAAUUCAGAGUUGUCGUUGGAAUAUCUGAGCCAUGGCAAAUAUUUUUUCCCGAAUAUACAAAGGAUAUCCAAAUUUCAUCAGUUAUUAUUUCUUGCCCAGAUGACGAAGAUUUAUGUUUCUACAAAGCGUUUAUUGAAAAUGUUUGUGACUCAUUUUACGAAAAUUGCGAUUUGAUUGAUUUUUUUCGGCUAUUACCAGAUCUUUUUGAUAAAUUCGUUGAACCUGUACAAGAUGAAAGAGCAACAAGAAACGAUAUAUCUCUGUUGUGCAAUGAAUUGAAAUCACAUUUCAAUGCAGCAUUGGAUAAAUUAUACUUACAGAAUAUUUCAGCAGCUAACUUCGGAGAACAAUUGCCUCAAUGGUCGUUAUAUUUGUUAAUUGCGACAUUCUUAGGUUCAUACAUUCCACAAAAUCUUGAUCAGCGUUAUUUUGCAACAAAGGCAUGUGAGAAACUGAAGUUGCCAAGAACACCAAAAAAGCAAAAACUAUCGCAUGAUAAUAGCCCAGCAAAGCUUACACAACAAUUAAAAGGACCCCAAUCAUUUGAACUGGAACGCGUUUUGGCUAUUUUUCAAAGUAUAUAUCAUGAUCACAAGAACAUUCAAACUGUCGAUAUACACCAACAGAUUGAAUCGUUUGUUGCACACCAUCUUGUAGUUUGCACAGUUCCAUAUGAUCGUCUGGGAAGCCGUGCAUAUCGGUGUAAUGUAAGUUAUGAUUGCGUCAAACAAAUUUCCGGAGAUAUCGAUUUUGAUUUAUCAAAGUAUCUGGAUGAAUUCGACUAUAAUUGA
Molecule: messenger RNA, 1275 nt
Organism: Cetraspora pellucida
Lineage: Eukaryota; Fungi; Glomeromycota; Glomeromycetes; Diversisporales; Gigasporaceae
Source: the annotation of a GenBank genome assembly